Messenger RNA from Penicillium canariense, 939 nucleotides. RefSeq lists its product as uncharacterized. The transcript has 2 exons. The record is from RefSeq and is a predicted model, not a curated record. Gene Ontology annotation, molecular function: phosphoric diester hydrolase activity. Bases 1 to 939 code for a protein of 312 amino acids. Lineage: Eukaryota; Fungi; Ascomycota; Eurotiomycetes; Eurotiales; Aspergillaceae. Gene Ontology annotation, biological process: lipid metabolic process.
AUGAGUCCUGUCUGCGGACUGACACGAGCUCUGCUCGGCAUCCUGCUGCUUCUUCAGCCGGUGCUUGGAAUCCCUGCUGCAGAUGUGCUCCCCCGAGCCGCCGCAUCAGUCUGCAACGGGUGGGCAGAGUAUUGCUCGCGAUCCUACUCGAGUGUCACCUUUGUAGGCUCUCAUGACUCUGCUUUUGUUGGAGAUCUUCCCCAGCAAAACCAGAAUCUUGAUGUCACGGCACAAUUGAAUAUGGGUAUUCGAUUUCUGCAGGCGCAAACACAUCAUUCCCUCUUCGACGAUAAUGUCUUGGAGCUGUGCCACACCUCUUGUCUUCUUGAGGACGCGGGUACUCUGAAGUCUUUCCUUGGUACCGUGAAGGCCUUUCUAGAUGCCAACGCAAACGAGGUUGUCACACUCCUCCUCACAAACGGCGAUUCUGUCAGUAUCACCGAGUUCGGUAGCACCUUCUCGAGCAGCGGGAUUGAUAGCUACGCCUUUGCACCAUCCUCCAGCCCAUUGUCUAUUGGCGAUUGGCCGACUAUCGGUGAUUUGAUCUCGAGCGGGAAGAGAUUGGUCGUUUUCCUGGACUACGGUGCCGACACGAGCAAAGUAAACUACAUCCUCGACGAAUUCGCCUACUACUUUGAAACCCCCUACGACGUCACCGAUUCGAGUUUCUCGGGCUGCAGCAUCGACAGGCCGUCAGGUGCCUCCGCCUCCGGCCGUAUGUACAUUGUCAACCACUUCCUCGACGUGGACAUCCUGGGCGUGAAAGUGCCAGACCGUGAUGCAGCGGCCACAACGAAUGCAGCGACUGGCAAAGGCAGCAUUGGCGCACAGGCUGCAGUGUGCGAGGCAUUAUAUAACAGGGCGCCGAACGUUGUGUUGGCGGACUUCGUGGAUAAAGGGAAUGUUAUUGAGGCACAGAAUGAGUUGAACGGGUUCUAG